CAGAGGUGAGCUCUUGUGUGAUAUCACAGAGAACCGCUAGAGCCACUGACGUGCUGUGAUUUCUGUUCAGCUCUCCUGUAUGUCGUGUCUGAUGAGUGGAGCGAGGAAGUGAAAUUGAUCGUUUCCCUUGACUGACUCGAUCUGGUGGAUAGUGGAUGACAGAGGUAAAACAGUGAUCUUCUACACUGGAUUGGCCAGAUAUUCCUGAAACCUCAUUGCUGUCUGACUGGGACUCUGCUAUCCACCAUGUCUUUGUAUAUCCAUAUACUGGCCUGUGCUUUCGGCUUGGGAUCCUGGGUGGCCAUUAAUGGACUGUGGGUGGAGUUACCACUAAUUGUAAAUGUUCUGCCAGAAGCAUGGGACUUGCCCUCCUACCUUACAGUCAUAAUCCAGCUAGCCAAUCUCGGCCCCCUCAUAGUGACCCUCGCUCACAAGCUGUGCCCUGGCCGAUUGCGUGAGAAUGUGGUGAUCUGUGUUGUACUGACCAUUGGUGUGGUGGUAUGCAUCCUCUUGACAGUGUUUUGGAGGAACACCACUGUGUUCCUGGGGGCGCAGAGGAGCACGGCCUUCUUCGUCCUUACGUUCUUCCUGGCCCUGGUGGACUGCACAUCUUCCGUCACUUUCCUGCCCUUUAUGAUGCAGCUCCCUGCCAAAUACAUCACCACCUACUUCAUUGGGGAAGGACUGAGUGGCUUUGUGCCUGGGCUGGUAGCUCUGGGACAAGGGGUUGGGAUGUUCAAAUGUGUCAACGUCUCUCAAACAUUGAGUAACCUCUCUCAGCCUGGGGAUGAAAGCUUUGUAGUGGAGACUCAGUAUCUCCCUCCCAACUUCUCCAUUGAGGUCUUCUUCUCCUUACUGGUAGUCAUGAUGGUAGUGAGCCUUGUUGCUUUCGCACUGCUAAACCGGGUUCCCCGAACCUAUGAACUUUCCACUGAAUGUCUGGUGCACAAAUCAGGCCCUGUAAAUUCAGUGUCUGGGGGCUUGGAUAACCCUGCAGUGAGCGAUCCAAAUCCAGAGAAAAAGACUCAAGAGGAUGAUGUCAAAGACCAGUCUAGACCACUGGUGGUGAAGCCAUUCUACUCUUGUUACGAGUUGGCCUUCAUUUACUUCAUGGUGGUGUGGAUGAAUGGCGCAACUAACGGUCUGCUGCCAUCAGUGCAGACGUACUCCUGCAUGCCCUAUGGAAAUAUGGCUUAUCAUCUGUCAGCUGCUCUGGCAUCAGUUGCCAACCCACUGGCCUGCAUUAUCGCCAUGUUUGCUCCCAAACGUUCACUGGUGUUCUUGGGUGUUCUGUGCCUGCUGGGUACUGGCUUUGGUGGGUUCAACAUGGCCAUGGCAGCCAUGAGUCCCUGUCCACUACUGCAAGGUUCAACUGUGGGAGAAGCUAUAAUAGUGCUGUCAUGGGUUUUCUUCACUGGCCUGCUGUCAUAUGUGAAGGUGAUGGUGGGCGUCAUUCUAAGGGACCAGAGCCACAAUGCCCUUGUGUGGUGUGGAGCUGCAGUGCAGCUUGGCUCACUGGUGGGGUCCCUCAUAAUGUUUCCUCUGGUCAAUAUUUAUCAUCUGUUUCAGUCAGGGGAUUUCUGCAGCACCAAGUGCCCAUUAUGAUCAACUCAUGUGGUGCUGGGAACAGUGCCACCAUGUGGUAUGGGCACAUACAGCUGAUGAAUGAUCAGUACAAUGUAGUACUUCACUUUGUACACUAUUGGUCCUGAGAUUUGCCUGUGCAAUAAUGUGUAAUUUCAAUGUAAUCUGUAAUUAAUGUCUGUAAUCCAGAAUUCAUGCAUAGGUUAAGGAAAAAAAAAUUGUUUCAGCAUUUUUGAUAUUGAAGUUUGAAUCUCCAUCUCCAAGGUUCUGUUGGAGAAUGACUUCUGAUAGUACACCAGCUUUUUAAAAUUUCAGCUCGGCUGAAACAAACAUGUAGUCUAGAAAACAAAAAGUAAGUUUUAGCCAAUAACUUUAGCCAAUAAGCUUGUCUUUGAUUAGGAGUCAUGUUAAGUGAGUAAAUUAAGAACUUGGUUGUAGAACUAAGGCCUUACAGUCACUUGAAUAAAACAAGUGAAUUUUAGCCUUUCAGGGGAAUUCCACUAAUUUUUCAAAAUUUGGUGCGAGAUGGUUCUUUGUAGAAAACUUGGAUUUAUUUACAGUGGUGAUAAGAACCUGGGGUAGUGGUGUGUACAAUGGAAAUAUAGCCAUUUUAUUUUUUAGGUAAAAUGACAAGUGAGCCUACACAUGCCUUCUGGGAUCUAUAUGUAGUGUUGAUGAUGGUAAAAUAGUGAUGCAUCUGAAAAAAGUAAGAUUUCUUUACGUAGUAUUUUGCCUUUUGUCUUCUCCACCAUGGAUGGAUUUAAAAAAGUAUGCUUUAGGUGAAAGCCUUGUUAAAACUAUCGUGAAACAGUGUCUCAGGCAUCUGGCAGUGCAUUAAUAACUAUUUCAUAUAAUAACUUUGUGAGGGAAUUUUUAGAGACAUUGAGCUCUUGAGCCAUCUGGUUCCUGUCGCCAUCACUGUGAACACUGUGAAAGGAGCAUUUCACAUCAAACCACUCUGAAUGACUUUGUUUAAAUCCUAAUCAUUAAACUGUGUGGAAAGUGUGUAAAAAAGUGAGCUGCUUAAAAUCUUUUCAAGAAAAUGUUUAAGUGGAAAGUGCAAAAAAAUAUAAUUGUUAAUAGAGUUUUAGACCCAAAGUUAGUUUAAGCACAAAUACAAAGUUAGAAUUUAGAUGUGUACCUUUUAAGUGUACACUUUAAGCUGUUAACUUAAGAUAAAUACUCAGUGUUUUAUGUAACUGGCCACUGCUGUGUGGCUAAUGAGAUUAUACUGAAUUGUACCGAAAUUGCACUGCACUGAAGUUAGCAUAAUGCAAAAUGUUAUUUUGAGAGUAUUUCUCUGGAUUUCUUUCACUGAAUUUCUUAUUUAGCAAUGCACUACAUUGUGCACUUAUGUCUGUUUAUUGAAAUGUUGCGUUUUCACAAUUUUGAAUCCAUGAUCAAUUAGCGUGCUUGUGUCUCUGACAAAUUUAAAGUAUCAUAAUAUUUAGACUGCAGGAGUGAUUAACAUAUGAUUUCAAACUUUUGUAAUUUAUUUGCAACAUGCAUUUAUUUCAGUUUGAAUGUGAAAGUAUGAACAGUUAUACGUAAUCAUUGAUUUUGCUUUGGAAAUCCUUUCAUCAGCGGUGACCUGAAUUUAUUAAACAAAUGAGCAAACACGA
Messenger RNA from Pygocentrus nattereri (red-bellied piranha), 3206 nucleotides. RefSeq names its product solute carrier family 52 member 3 (gene slc52a3-1). Gene Ontology annotation, biological process: riboflavin transport. NCBI's taxonomy places the organism in Eukaryota, Metazoa, Chordata, Actinopteri, Characiformes, Serrasalmidae. Bases 247 to 1605 code for a protein of 452 amino acids. The transcript is spliced from 4 exons. Gene Ontology annotation, cellular component: plasma membrane. Gene Ontology annotation, molecular function: riboflavin transmembrane transporter activity. The record is from RefSeq and is a predicted model, not a curated record.